CGUUGGUGUAGUGAAUUCAAAUGUCUGCGCGAGAGAGCGGAGCCGAUGCUGAGAAGCAACAAAACAUCAUUUCCAGACGGAAUUUUCCAUCAUUAAAGUUAUGUGUAACCCACCAUUGCUAGGUCUGAGCUUACGAGGCACCAUUUAGUCAGAAGUGUUAUAAAGGAACCACUAUGAAUUUCACAUAAAACAGUUGUCUCCUCUGUAAACAAACCAUAUCACUCUUUGGGGAGCUCAGAACUAAACCAUCUGAAUAAUAUUGCCACAUAUAUUGAUGACCCUAUACACCUGCAUCUGGUUGGCAAGAAGCAAAUCGCAUUCAUAUCCAACAUAAAGACAGAUUUUACUCAAACUUCUUGUUUGAACUGAAUAUACGUCAACACAGAAGAUAACUGGGCUUGUCUUGUGAUUUCACCGGGUCUUUAUCAGCAAAGCAUGGCUAUUAACAGACUCUCGAUGUUGUUUUUACAGUUAUUCCUUUUGCACAGUCCAUAUUGCAACAGGUUGCAACACAUAAAGAAACGACACACUUGCUAAUAUCUUCUUUAGCAGCUGGUGGAAUUUGGAAGUUUCAAAAAGAGGACCGCUAAUCCCUGCAGGUUUUCACAAAGUGGCUUGUACAAACCGUUUCAUUGCCAGGAUGCUGGUUUCAGGGUUCAGGGUAAGAUCAGAUUACUUCCAAUGGCUGAAAUCAGAGGAGGCAGCGUUGAGCCUGUGAGACGUGAGCCUCUAAACAGCUGAGGGGUCACUGCUCUCUGUGUUCACCCUCACACAUUCAUAAGCCCAAUCACACGUGCAUGCAACUCCCCUCUGGAUCUGUUCUUUGAACGCUGCGUUUUUAGAUAUUUCCACAAAGGCAUUUCACAGUUGUUUAGUUUAUUUAAGGACAAUUCGCUGUACCUUCUCUGACAGUGAAAUGCAUGAUGCAUUUCGAAAUAGCGCUUUUGGCUAUGUCACACCAGUUGAUAGCAGACACAUUACGCCAUUUGCAUCAAAUGUUGUUGUCGUUUUUAAACAGGCCAGAGUACAUGUGAUCAGCAUACUUGUCUUAGACAUUUGUAGGGCUACACCUCUACUAAGGCUGAUGACAGAUCCCAUAAAAUUAUGGCCAUUACCAGGAAUCCUCUGCGGUUUCUGUCUCUGAAUGCCUUUGGAUGGCUACGCUGGCGGUGAUGCCACAAAAAAAAAAAAAAAAAAAAAAAGAUCUGAACAUUCAGCUAAAUGCUGAGGUUUUCAGGAGGCCAGAAGGCUACUGCCCUUCUCCUUAAGUUUUAUUGCAAGGUCUCAAGUAAGUCAAGCAAUCUGCUCAGGACGAGCCAUCCAACCUAUCUUUAGCCACUGCGAGCAAGUGAAUGGAGAGCCUGACUUAUCUUCACUGCUGUCAUCGAGGCUGCCAGUAUUUUUAGGGGACAGCAGCAGCUGCAAAAGCAUUUAGCGGUCUUCUACGAACAAUGACACUAGGGGUGUCUCAGGACUAAACGGCACAGAGAUUGUGGGACUGCUGGAGCGUUCAAAGGAAAGCUGUCUGACAAGGCUAAAAUCAUCUUAGAAGGGGCAUGUAAAAGCUUUGGCAAAAUGGGCAGGUGACACUGACUAGAUGUUAAUGAGGAGGACUUACCAAAGUGGAAAAGGAUUAUUCUUUUAAAAAACCACUACCGCUGGAAGUGAGGGCCAGUGAAGCAGGAGAAGCUGGUUGCCACGGAAUGUAUAUUGACAGUUGUCUCUAAGGACUUAAGAGAGCGUAGCACAAACCUCAAUGCGUAGCAUGAUGAAUUACCAGCAGACGUUUAAGGUUCUGAAGAGGACACCAGAUCGUUUUCCUGAAGUCCGCUGUGCGUCAUAGAUUCCCAGGACUAGCGAUUCAUGUGUUCUGCCAUCCUAAAACAGAUAAACUAGCCCGGGUGUAUAAACAUUCCCCUGUACACUUCAGAGGCCAAACAUGCAGCGUGAUUGAAAUUGAGAAGCCACACAUAAAAAAAUAUAUAUCAUAUGAGGGCAUAUUAAACCAACACGGUCUGGUUUGCUUCAUAUGCAACAGAGGAUACUUUCAGAGGAAGAUAUCACUUAAAAGUACAGAGCAAGUGUUUCUUUCUUGAAACGAAUGAGAAACAAACUAAUUUUGACAAUGACAUUUAACACCUAAAUUCGUCACUGCAUUUUCUAAAAGGGGUGUGAGAGAGGCAUAGCAUAUUUUGAUUGAGAGGUCCCCAUUGGGUGUGUCCUGCGUGAGUGUGUGAGACCUGUGUUGUAUGUGCACGCGUGUUCUGUAGUGUGCUUUGUGAUACCUGACACAUGCCCUCUCACAGGUCUUUAUUUAGGGCAUACUAUAUAAAGCACUUUCCCAUUGAAAUACAGCACCAGCUGUUAGUUAUGUGUUGUGGUCGCUGUUGCAGUAUGGCUAAAAGAUGGUUCACCACUUCUCACACAAGGCAUAAUAUCUAAGAAAGUUCUGGCCAUUAAUACUCUGGUGUCCUAGAAGCCUUUCUCUCUGGGGAGAGCCUACACCAUCAAAUGCGAGACUUGAUAAACAGCUGGACAACAAAAUUCUUCCAAAGUAAUAUAGAGACUGAAUGCCUGUAGCCUGUCAAUCUGAGCGGAGGUUGGCAAGCGAGCAGGGAUGGAUGUGUUUGGUGGAGCACCACGGUUCCUGGCCUACCCUCGUCCUGUGGUAGUACAAAGUGGUACAGAUGCAGUUCUGAAAUGCCAGAUUGGCGGGGAUCCCAGACCAGCAGUUAUAUGGGAGAGAAACAAUGAGAAGAUUCAUCCAGAGGGCAGAUACCGGGUGUUUGAGGAUGGCAAUGUCUAUAACCUUAUCAUAAAUUCUGUGACAAUGGAGGACAGUGGGCAAUACAUCUGCAAGGCCAAGAACUGCAUUGGAGAGACCUACGCAGCAGCCACUUUGAAAGUAGAAGGUGAAGCACAGGAGAUGGAAUUUCGGGAGGAAAACAAGCCCCGCUUCCUCAUCAAGCCCCUCUCGACUAGAGUUGGACGAGGAGACGAUGCCGUGUUCUCCUGUAAGCUGUGGGGAAACCCUAGACCAGAAGUGAUGUGGGAGAAGGAUGGCAAGAAGUUGAAUGAGAUCUUUGAAAGCACACAUUUUGCCAUCAGCUAUCAGGAUGGAGGAUGGUUCCAACUAAAGAUUUUCAAGACAAGAGCACCAGAUGGAGGGGUGUACACGUGUAAGGCCAGGAAUGAAUUUGGAGAGAGUCUGGCAGGGGCUGUGCUUUUGGUGGAUGCUGGACCAGGACAUGAAGAUGAAGGGAACCGUAACGGAUACACGAAUGGCCACUGGAAAGCCCAUCAGGGAAAACAGAGAAGUGGUAGGCAGGUUGCGACAAGGCUGAAAGAUGACCCACUGCCAAACUCAGCCAAAGUGAAAAUGUUUGCAGUGACAGAAGGGAAACAUGCAAAGUUUCGGUGCUAUGUAACAGGGAAGCCAAAACCAGAAAUAUUAUGGAGGAAAGAUGGGAGACUUAUCUUGUCUGGGAGACGGUAUCUUUUGUAUGAAGACAGAGAGGGUUACUUCACACUUAAAGUUCUCUACUGCAAACAACAGGACAAUGGAGUUUAUGUCUGUUCUGCUUCAAACACAGCAGGGCAAACCCUGAGUGCUGUACACCUUAUCGUCAAAGAGCCACCUGUCCGAUUUAAGCAACCACUGAAUGACUUGCAAGUAUGGGAGAGAGACUUGGCUGUUCUUGAGUGUGAAGUUCCUGAGGACUCUGUUCCAAUCACGUGGUACUUGGAAGACAGACGUCUACAGCCUGGAGCCAAAUAUGGAAUGGAGGAGUGGGGGACAAAGCGACGACUCACAAUUCGUGAUAUUGGAGUUGAUGACGAUGGGAUAUAUCUCUGUGAGAUGGCUGAUGGGGGCAGAAGUAUUGCUGAGGUAGCAGUCAAAGGUACCAUUGUAAGAAAGCUGCCACGAAAAGUUGACGUUCUGGAGGGGGAAAAUGCAGCCUUCUGUGUGGAAGUGGAGGAGGAGGAAAUGGACAUUCAUUGGUACAAAGAUGGAACAGAACUAAGGGAGACCCAUCAGACCAUUCUCAAAUCCUUUGGAAGGACACACAUCUUGGUUUUUGUCAACACCACACCACAAGACUCUGGUAUGGUCAUGUUCUAUGUGGGUAGAUCAAAGACAUCAUCGCAGCUACGGGUGAAAGCUGCAAGGCACUGUCCACCAAGCUUUCCUAUCGGGGUACAGAUAAACACAGAGCGAGCAAAUGCAGCUCUCCUUUCCUGGUUUCCAGCACAAGACUCUCGGAAGAAUCCACCUUCAGGGUAUAUAAUUGAGAGGCAAGAGGUUGGCUCACAGGAGUGGCUGCAAUGUUUGACCACAGACUCAGCAACCUCGGUGGAGAUUCUUGGUGACAGCGUUCCAUGCGAGGCAGACUACAGAUUUCGGAUAUGCAGUGUCAACAAAUAUGGGAGGAGUGGGAAUGUAGAGUUUCCUCGAGCAGUUCACCUUGUUCCAGUUGCCAGAAUCCAAGCACCUCUACAAGAUGCUUUAGUGCCAGAGGGCCAGGAUGCCUGCUUCACCAUUGAGCUCUCUGCCUCAGUUAUAGGCACUUGGUUCUUAAAUGGAAAUCAGCUUCAAGACGAUGACCGUUUCUCCAUAAGGCGUUCGCGUACACACCAGUCCCUACGCAUUCGUGGGGUACGGGACACAGACAACGGAGCAGAGAUCACCUUCAUUGCCUACGGAAUUCGAGAUUCUGCUGCUUUGUAUAUACAAGCUCCACUGGUAAAAUUCACUCCACUUUCUGAAAUGGAUCGAAACAAAUUUGUGGAGGUUGGCAACCCUAUAGUGCUCUACUGUGAGCUGUCAGACCCUGAGGCUCCAGUUCGUUGGUAUAAGAAUGGUGUUGAACUUCAGUCAAUGGAGGGUCUGCACAUCCAAUCAGAGGGAACAAUGAGGAGGAUUGUCAUCCAAUCAGCUGAUUUCUCCCACUCAGGAGUUUAUAGUUGCGAUGCCAUUGAUGACGUCAUCAGGUUUAACGUGGAGGUUGAGGCCCCACCAGUGAGGUUCUCCAUUCUUCCGGAGGAUGAGAGGAACAAGUCCAUUGAAGCAGGCUCACCGAUAGCACUGCAAUGUGAGCUCUCAGAUCCACUCGCCCAGGUCUCCUGGUAUAAAGAUGGUGUGAAACUUCUACCACAAAGUGGACUAGACUUCAAGUCCAAGGGCACAAAGAGGCAACUGAUUGUCCAGUCUGCUGAAUUUUACCACUCAGGGGUGUACAGCUGCAAGACAAGGGGCGAUGCUGUACACUUCAAUGUGGAUGUUAAAGCCCCACCUGUGAGGUUCUCUGCUGUCCCUGAGGUUAAGCGGAGAAAGUGCAUUGAAGCAGGCUGCCCCAUUGUUCUGCAGUGCGAGGUUUCAGACUGUACUACACAGGUCCAGUGGUACAAAGAUGGGGAUCAGCUCCUUGUAGAAUCUGGAGUAGACUUCAAAUCAGAUGACUGCAUGAGAACACUAAGUAUUCAGUCAGCACACCCGUCCCAUGCCGGUGUGUACAGCUGCACAACAAAGGAUGAUGUCAUCAAGUUUCAUGUGGAGAUAAGAGCUGCACCAGUGAGGUUCUCAGCUGUUCCUGAAGCUGAGAGGAAUAAAUGCAUUGAGGCUGGUGGCCACUUUGAACUCCACUGUAAGGUCUCAGACCCUACAGCCCAAGUCAGCUGGUUCCACAACGAUACGCAGCUUCAGCCAGAGACUGGUUUGGAUAUUCAGUCAGAGGGAGAUGUAAGGAUACUGGUAGUCAAUCCAGCUGAGCCCAGUCAUUCUGGAUUGUACCGCUGUGAAUCAUCUGACGACUCUGUCCAGUUCACUGUGGAUAUCAAAGACCCACCGGUGAUGUUCUCAGCAUUACCAGACACAGUGAAGAACCAGCUGGUUGAAGCAGACUACUCCACUGAUUUGCACGGUGAGAUCUCAGAUCCAAAUGCCAAUGUGUGUUGUUACAAGGAUGGUGUAGAGCUCGUCUCAAAAAGUCAGCCUCAUAUCAAAUCGGAGUGUACCAGGAGGACGUUAGCUGUCAAGACAGCACAGCCCUCUAACUCUGGAUGGUACGACUGUGUGAGAACGGGUGAUGUCAUCCAGUUUAAUGUACAAGACCAAGUGCCACCACCAACAUUUUUGGCUGAUCCUGAAGUUGAGAAGACCAAAUGCACUGAAGAAAUGGAACCUGUUGCACUACAUUAUGAAAUUUCAGAUACCACUCCAUAUGUCAGCGAGACAAAAGAAGAGAAGGUCAUGCUUUCUCAAUCUGAACCUGAAUUUAAACCUGAUUUGGAACUUGAAUCCAAAUCUGAAUUUGAACCUGAAUCUGAACCUGAAGUUCACUCAGACGCAUCCAGAGGAACUGUAAUCAUCCACACACCAGAGACAUCUCUUUUCGAUGUAAACAGCCAAAAGACACCAGAUGAUCCCAUCCCGUUUGAAAUGGACCAAGCAGAACUGUCUCACUAUGAGGUGUUCAGUGGUGAGACCUAUGAUGACUCUGUCCAGUGCACUGUGGAUAUAAAAGCUUCGAGGACAAAUUCCACACCAAUUUGUGGAAUGGAUGAGAGCAUUGAUGCAGACUGUUCCAGUGUACUGCUAACUGAGAAAUCUGACCACACAAUCCAAGAAAAACCUAUAUCCUGCCAAGAAGAUGAGACAACCGUAAUAUUCAAUAAACCUACAACACAGAAAGAGCUCAUCCAGUCAUCAGAGAUGUGUUUGCAAGAAGCAUAUGAGACUGUUACCAAGGAUGAAUUUGUUUUACAUCAAGAGGAAGUGAAAGAACUUUGUUAUAAAGCAGAAUUCUUUACACUACCACCAGAAGAUGAAGUUGUCAGACCCAUUGAAGGUGAUUCUCCAGUUCACUGUUACAAGGACAGAAUACAGUUCUAUUCUGAAAAUGGACGUACGCUUGAAUCAGAGGAAAGUGUGCGAAGACUGAAUGUUCCAGUUAUAGGCUCGGGUCAAUCAGGUGUAAACAACUACAAGGCAAAGGAUGAAGACAUAAUAUUUAAGGUGGAUGUCAAAGCUACAUCUUUGCAAACUUCAACUAUCCAUGAGACUGACAGGAGCAAGUCAAAUGAUGGAACAGAUAUUGCUAAUUUUCCACAACCUGAGGUAUCGAGCACAAUGGCAGAGGUGUGCUGGUACAAGGAAGGUGAGGAACUCCAAGAAUGUGACAUUAUCACCCAAUCUAAGGAGAUUUUCAAAGCUCUUGUUGUGAAAACAGCCGAGCCGUCUCACUCUGGAGAUCAUGCUUGUGAGACAGAUGAUGUCACCGUUCAGUUUGCAGUGGACCUACCAGCUCCAACUGUGACGUUCUCCAGUGUCCCUGAGGCUCAACGGACCAUAUGCACUGAUUCAGGAAGACCCUUUAAACUACAAUGCGAAGUCUCAGACCCUGAUGCACAAGUCCGGUGGUACAAAGAUGGGAAUGAGGUGCUUCCUCAAGAUGGUAUGGUUACUGUGUAUGAGGAAGCCAUGAGAACACUCUCUGUGCAAAGUGCUGAAUUAUGUCACAGUGGAACAUACAGCUGCCAGACAAUCACUGACGCCAUCUCAUUCCAUGUGGAAAUCAAAGCUCCAUCACUGAAGUUCAUUCCAAUUUCAGAAGUGGAGAAGAACAAGUCCACUGAAGUAGACUCACCAAAUGUUCUGAAAUGUGAUCUAUCAGACGCUACCACUGAGGUGCUCUGGUGCAAAGAUGGUAGAGAGCUGGCCCCAAACCCUGGGCUCAAUUUCCAAACAGAUGGAAAUAUGAGGAAACUAACUGUUCAAUCAGCAGAGCUGUCUGAUACUGGAAACAACACCUGUCAUGCUCCAGGUGAUACUGUAUCAUUCAAGGUGGACGCUCAAGCACACCCUGUUAGGUUCUCAGCACUCCCAGAAAUUGCGAGGAACAAGUUUAUCGAAGCAGGCUGUCCCAUUAUACUUCAGUGUGAAAUCUCAGACCCUACUGCCCAAGUUUCCUGGCUCAAAGAUGGAGUCGAACUCCUACAAGACAGUGGACUUGACAUCCAGUCAGAGGGCACUAUGAGGAGAAUGAUCAUCCAAUCAGCUGAGCUCAAAAACUCAGGCGUGUACAGCUGUGAGGCUGUAGAUGAUCGCAUAGCAUUCAAGGUGGAUGUUGCAGCACCUCCUGUGACGUUUGCCUACAUAGCAGAAGAUGAUCUGCACAGAAAUAUUGUGGAACAAGACAAUCUACUCCUUUGCUGUCAAGUGUCCAGGUCAGAUGCUACUGCACAAUGGUACAAGGAUGGAGUAGAGCUAAAGCCUAGUGACAAUGUCCUCAUAGAAGCAGAAAAUAUUAUACGUAGACUGAUCGUCCUGUCAGCUCAACUCUCAGAUUCUGGGACGUACACCUGUCGUGCUGGGGAUAGUGCGUUAACAUUUAAAGUUAACGUAAGAGAACCUCCAGUGAUGAUUGUAUAUCCCAAGGAAGAUGUCCACCUUGAUCGCUAUGUUCCCGAAGAAAUUGUCCUCAGCUGUGAACUUUCACGGCCAAAUGGAAAGGUGACAUGGUUCAAGGAUGGACAGAAACUACAGGAGAGUGAAAACAUAAAGCUAAAGUCAGAGGGUCCGUACAGACGACUAAAAAUUCUGCGCAGUGGUGUUGAGGACUCUGGAGAAUAUGUCUGUGACACAGCUGAUGAUUCAAUAUUCUUCAAUCUAAACAUUAAAGAACCACCAGUGCGCAUAGUUUCUCCAAGCCAGUCCCAAAUGGAACUUUGCCAACAGACUUCUGAGAGGAUGGUCCUGAGCUGUGAAAUCUCUAGACCAAACGCCACUGUACGUUGGUAUCGAGAUGGACUUGAAGUGGAGGAGAGUGACAGCCUAAUUCUGGAGGUUGAUGGUGUCUAUAGGAGACUUAUUAUCCCAAAACCUACUGUCAAAGACUCUGCAGAAUAUGUCUGUGACACUGCUGAUGACUCGGUGACCUUCUUUGUAAACAUUGCAGAGCCACCAGUUAGAUUUAUUCGGCCAAGGAAAAUGGCCUAUGGAGUAGAGAAACUUGUUGGAGAUAUUGUGGUUCUUGAGUGUGAAGUUUCUCGACCAAAUGCUGAAGUUAGUUGGAAGAAGGAUGCAGAAGAGAUUGAGGAGAACAGCAACAUAACUAUCACAGAAGAUGGCACAAGUCGACAGUUAACAAUUCACUCUGCAGCUCUUGAAGAUGCAGGGCAAUAUGUCUGUGAUGCUAGAGAUGAUGUGAUGGAUUUCCUAGUGAAAAUCAAAGAUCCACCACAAAAAAUUCUGCGGAAAGCUGACAUAGAAACAAAACGCAGAUUUGUCGUAUCUGAUGCCAUUGUGUUGAAAUGUGAGAUCUCAAGACCAAAUGGGGUGGUCAGUUGGCUUAAAGACAAUGAGAAGAUUGAGGGAAAUGAGCAUUUCAUCUGUGAAGAGGAAGGGACAUUCAGAUCCCUGAUUGUCCUGAGCGCUGAGUUGAAGGACUCAGGGGAGUACAUAUGUGAUGCACAAGAUGAUAAAGUCGUCUUCAGUGUUACUGUAGAAGAGGCUCCAGUGUCCAUUGUUGGAAAUUCAGAGAAGCCAGAACACCACAUUUUAAUGACAGGAGAUGAGCUUAUCCUGGAAUGUGAGGUAUCUCGAGUAAAUGCUAUAGUCCAGUGGUACAUCAAUGGACAUUUACUGCAAGAGGAUUCACGGACACACAUUGAAAGCAGAGACACAACGAGGAAGCUUGUGAUAUCGGGACUCCAGACAUCCGACUCUGGAGAUUAUCUUUGCGAUGCCAUUGAUGACAAGAUGAUAACUAGACUAACAGUUCAAGAACCACCAUUCAAAUUCAUCAAAAAAGAUGAAAGAACAAAUAUUUCAGCCUAUGAAGAAGACAGUGUGACACUACGUGCCACUGUUAACAGGGUUAAUGCCCCAGUUAAAUGGCAGAGAGGACGUGAUCCAGUUAGAGGUGAUCGUUUCCACACAACAAGUGAUGGUAACACCCACUACCUCACUAUUAACCCACUUAAGAGAAAUGAUACUGGAGAAUACAUGUGUCAUGUGGGAUCUGACGAGAUGCAUUUCAGUCUCCAAGUUAAAGCAAUGAAGGUGAAAUUCUCCAAACCACUAGAAAACAUAGUGGGACUCAAAGGUAGUGAAGUGGUUUUAAAAUGUGAACUGUACAAGUCAAAAGGAGAUGUUCAGUGGCUUAAGGGCAGCAAGGAGAUUGCACCAAACAGACAUUUUACAAUCAGAGCUGAGGGUCGAGUGCGAAGCCUGACAAUACGUGAUGUCACAGAAGAUGAUGCAGGAGAGUAUGCUUGUGAAUCUAAAGAUGAAAGGACAUCAGCAACUGUAGUGGUCAACAUUCCUCGCAUUGUGGAGUUUAUUGCAGAGCUACACAACAUAACUGUCAUGGAAGGAGAAGACGCAACAUUUAAGUGUGUGGUAUCUCCAGAGGAUACAAAGUUGGCCUGGUUUAAGAAUGGCCAGCCAAUUUCAUCAAAUGAGAAGUUCAACAUCUCAAGUAAUGGAUUAUGCCAUAUGCUGCAUAUCAACAACUGUCAAGUCUCAGAUAGCUGCAAGUUGACAGCCGAGGCUGAAGGUGUGAUUUCCAGAGCUAUCCUACAGGUCCAAGAGGCACAGGUGCUUUUCACAAAGAGCAUGGACCUGGUGGUUGCAGAGGAGUUUGGUGAGGCAACACUUGAGGUGGAGGUCAGCCUUGAGACUGCAGAGGUGCAGUGGAUGAGACAAGGAGUGGUUAUACAUCCAGGGUCCAAAUUCACCCUGAAGCAGAAUGGCCAAAAACGUUCUCUCACAAUCCACAAACUCACCCUUUCAGACCGGGGCACUUACAGCUGUGAAACGCUUCAUGACCGCACACAAGCCAAGCUCACUGUGGAACCACGAAAAAUCAAGAUUCUGAAAGGUCUAACUGAGAUCCAGACUUACGAACGAGAGACGGCUUCUUUUGAGGUGGAGCUGUCACAUGGCAAUGUGGAUGGUGUGUGGCAGAAGGAUGGGCACAUUCUCAAAAACAACAACCGCUUGCGUAUGACUGGAAAAGGACGAGUACACAGCCUAACCAUCUCCAACCUGACCUUGGAUGACACUGGCACCUACAUAUUCUCUGUUGAGAACGUCAGAUCACUAGCAAGAUUGGAAGUUAAAGAAAUUCCAGUAGCAAUUCUGAAAAAGCUUGAGGAUAUCAGGCAACCAGAGGGAUCUGGUGUGACCCUUGAAUGUGAGCUCUCACGCCACAACGUGGACGUCAAGUGGACAAAGAAUGAAGUUCAGCUUAAACCAGGAAAAAAUCAUCGGAUUUACUCAAUGGGAAGAAAGUGUUUUCUACAAAUACUUAAGUGUGAGCUGGGAGACUCUGGUUUAUAUGUGUGUGAUGCCGGGGAUGCCACAACAUCCUGUUCAGUGGAUAUCUAUGAGAGGGAGCUUGAGAUACUACAAAGCUUAGAGGAUCUGGAUAUUCAAGAAGGUCAGAAUGCAGUGUUCAUGUGUGAAGUGUCCCUGGACGUUGUGCCAGGAGAGUGGUUUAAGAAUGGCGAGAAGAUAAAACCAACCAGCACCAUUAAGAUCCGUCAGGAAGGGACAAAGCACUUCCUCCUCGUAUGCAAUGUUAAAGAAGACGAGUCUGGAGAGAUCAAGUUUGUUGCCAAGAAUGUUGAGACUACAGCUUACCUUGAGGUGGAAGCACUACCAGCAAACAUUGCGAAACCACUUCAGGACAAGACUGCUCUGGAAAAAACACGUGUCAUACUGGACUGCACUGUGACCAAUCCUCGUUGCAGCAUUCGCUGGUAUAAGGGACCGAAUGUCAUCCUGCCCUCGGAGCGCUUUGAAAUCUGCAGUGAAGGGUGCUAUCGAAAACUUGUGAUUCAGCAGGUGUUGCUAGAAGAUGAGGGCACCUACAGUGUCCAAGUUGGAAACUUCACAUCUUCAGCAAAACUAACUGUUGAAGCUCAGUCAGUCCUAAUGGUGAGAGAGCUGCAGGAUGUGGAUGUGACGGCUCCCGGAGAUGCAUGCUUUGAAUGUGAAGCCUCUUUGCCUGUGGCCAAGGCACCUACCUGGACCCUGAAUGGGGAGACGCUGCAUCCUGGUCCUAAAGUUGUGGUGGAGAAAAUGGGAACCAUUCAUAGGCUCACUCUCAAACAAACAUCCGAAGACAUGAGCGGCACAGUGUGCUUUAUCACAGGGAGAGUCAAAAGCACUGCACAUCUGCAAGUCAUAAGUAACCACUGAGAAACAACACAUAAGCACCUGAAGUGCAUAAUACUCAACUACGCCGCUAUUUAAAUACAAAAAUACCAAAUGAAAUGAUGAAACUAUUAACUGUUUUAAUGUCUCUGAGAGAGAGAGGUCUAUAAGUAAUUUAUUUGAAAUGCAAAUUUAAAAUCUUUGUUAUGCUAUGUUUUACACAUUAUAUCCUGCUCUACUUGGUUUACCAUUCAUUACAUAAUUUUUAAGUUUUUCUAAAUGAAUGAUCAAACACAUUGUGCUUUAUAGGCUACACAAAAUGAACAACACCAGGCCAGACACCCAGACAUGUAAUUCAGCCAUGUUGUUACGGCUUAAAUUUCUUGCACAGUAAUUUGGUAUUUUAUUUUGAAAUUUGUGUACUAUUGUAUAUCCUUGUAUAGAUAUCCUUUGUGUUGUUUUUUAAUUCUUGUUUUGUGGGAUGCAGAUUAAUGUGAGGUUAAGGCGAAAUAUAAAUGUGCAGGGCCAAAGAUGAUCAAAAGAGGGUUUGGGACGGAAAGUAACUUCAGCAUAUAUAGCAAAGACACUGAAUUCAAGAAUACAGACAUUUCACAAAGUAGGGAAACAUUUACAAAUAAAUGAAAAAGGUUUUGAUAGUUUUAGUUGUUUGCUUCUGUUGUAAUCAGAAGGUAUGUCACAAUUCUUGCCUUUUACUUGAGUAUCCGAAUAAAGUGCUGCAAUUUUCCCUUGUUAA
This is a messenger RNA of Onychostoma macrolepis, 12917 nucleotides long. It is a transcript of the gene obsl1b, whose product is annotated as obscurin like cytoskeletal adaptor 1b. The transcript is spliced from 42 exons. The coding region runs from base 2618 to 12208 and encodes 3196 amino acids. The record is from RefSeq and is a predicted model, not a curated record. Lineage: Eukaryota; Metazoa; Chordata; Actinopteri; Cypriniformes; Cyprinidae. Gene Ontology annotation, molecular function: protein binding.